AAUUUUUUAUGUAAGGAGUAACGAAAGGAGCAUAAGAACAGCAAAAUUUUUUCCACUAAAUAUAAAAUAUCACGCAUCGUGUUCGCUCACAUCAAAACUACUAUAUCUAUUGAUAGUAUCUAUUGAUACUAAUAUUAGUAUCAACGCUGCUGCGCAAAAUUUGAGACGACAACAAUCAACAGGUUGGAGUAGUUUGCACGAGAAAGAGUGCGGUAAGAAAAACCUUUUUCGGGCGGAGUCCAGAAUAAUUGGGGGACGGGAAGCUUUCGAAAAUGAAUUUCCCUGGAUGGCCGGUAUCAUAAGUGUCAACAAAUCAUUAUUGAUAUGCGGAGCGUCAAUCAUAAACGAUCGUUACGUGGUAACAGCGGCCCAUUGUGUCCCUUAUGGUUUUGAUAAGAAUGAUCUGAAAGUGUCUGUCGGCACUCACAAUUCCUGCGGGUGGGACGCAACAACUACGAUUUUCUCUGUUGAAGAAAUUUUUCCACAUCCGAGCUACGACAGGCGAACGAACUUUGCCGAUAUUAUGCUGGUCAAAUUGGUGAUGAAGAUUACCUUCAAUCAAUUUGUCAGACCAAUUUGUUUGCCAAAAAGUGGACUCGACGUCGUCUCUCGAUUUGGGGGACAGUCCGUAUCUGUACUUGGUUGGGGAUUCUCAGAGAAUAACUCUUUAUUUAAUACAAACUGUGGUCUACGCGUUGCCGAUUUAAUGUUAUUUAACAGGAAUAAAUGUCCCACCAGCGUGUCGAGUUUAAUCUGCGCUGGACAUAUGACAAAACCACGCGGGACUUGUGGGGGCGAUAGCGGCGGUCCUCUUCAGUUAUUAGCCGCGAAUUACAAAUACAUUUUAAUAGGGAUAACUUCCAGUGGAUAUAUAUGCGCUAACGUGAACGAUCCGGAUUUCUACACGGACGUCGCGCGAAUGAUUCCGUGGAUAUUGAAGACAACGAAAGAUGACUCUAAUUAUUGUUGGAACUGAUCGUCGACCUCCGUUGCGAAAUUUGUA
Odontomachus brunneus is the source of this 1003-nucleotide messenger RNA. Its product is annotated as prostasin-like. The coding region runs from base 287 to 976 and encodes 229 amino acids. The transcript is spliced from 6 exons. Gene Ontology annotation, biological process: proteolysis. The record is from RefSeq and is a predicted model, not a curated record. Gene Ontology annotation, molecular function: serine-type endopeptidase activity. NCBI's taxonomy places the organism in Eukaryota, Metazoa, Arthropoda, Insecta, Hymenoptera, Formicidae.